Molecule: messenger RNA, 2073 nt
Organism: Prorocentrum cordatum
Lineage: Eukaryota; Dinophyceae; Prorocentrales; Prorocentraceae
Source: the annotation of a GenBank genome assembly
AUGGAUGUCUGCAGGGGUGGCGAGCUGCUCGACCUAUACAAGGAUUGCGUGGAUCAGCAGAGGCCACUGCCCGAGGCCUGGCUCGUGCGCAUCUUCUCUCAGACGCUGCAGGCUAUCGGCUACUGCCACGAGAAAGGUGUCAUGCACAAGGACCUCAAGUUCGAGAACAUCAUGCUCCAGAAGCAGCUGACGCACGAGAGCUGCCUGGAAGACGUCCGAGUUGUUGUCAUAACGUGGGUCUCGCGGAGCUGUUUGGGCCGAAGCACGCCAGGCGCCUCCGCUCCGGCCUGCGUGCGGGGUCCAUGGCGACCAUGGCGCCAGAGGUCAUCCGCGGCGACUUCUCGUACAAGUGCGACAUCUGGAGCCUGGGAUGCAUGCUCUUUGCGAUCUUUAACCUCCACCCCCCCGCUCUUUCGUCUUCUGCACAUCCCCGACGGCAGGGGCGGGCAGGCGCCCUACAUGUACCCCUUCUGGCCGGAGCCCUGCGAGGGGGACCCGCUGGGAGCGAGGUCGAUACUGCUGGAGCAGGCGUGGGGCCCGCCCAUGGAGAAGAUCCCCGACGCCCCCGCGCCGGCGCGGGACCUCGUGCGGCAGAUGCUGCAGGUGGACGAGCGCCUGCGCCCGGGGUCCCAGGAGUGCCUCUGGUCGCCGUGGUUCACCCGCGACCUCGCCGGCGGGGAGGCGGUGCGCCUGAGCGGCGACUUCGCCGAGGCGCUGCUGAGGGAGCGGGACCACCGGCUCUGGUGGCGGGCCACCGCGGCGCAGGCCGCGUCGCAGCUGCCCGGCUCCAAGAUCGAGCCGCUGGCGCGGCUGUUCGAGGGGAUGGACGCGAACAAGGACGGCCUCGUGGAGCGGGCCGAGUUCUCCAGCGCACUGCAGAAACUCGGAGUUCCCCCCGAGGCCGCCGACAGGGCGGCGGUGCUGGCCGACUUCGACAACGACGGGCAGAUAGAGUGGUCUGGGCAGCCCGGCUCCGGUGAGAAGUUCAUGGUGUUCAACUUCGUCACCGGGGGCCUGUGUAUGCUGGCGACCAUUGUCCCGCACCUGCCGUGGAGGUACGCUCUGGCACAGUCCUCGAUGACCGUGCGCUUCUCCAUGGAUCGCAGGUACUCCCUGUUGCACAUCGGCGACAACCUCGGCAUGGGCAGGUCGUGGCUCAAGCUCCGCAAGGACGUGUGCUUCAAGCAGCAGGAAUUCAACAGGCCCGACCCGGUCGGAUGCGCGGCGUGGCCUGCCUGCAAGCAGGCUGUGAGCCAGCGCUGCUCGGCGUACUCCGUCAUGGCCUUCACGGGAGUCAUCUGCGUCCUCUUGCAGCUGGUCUCCGCCAGCGCUUCGUUCGCAUUCCCGGUGAUGCUCACCAAGGAGGCCGAGUUCCUCAAGAAGAAAAAGAAGAAGCUGGACGCCGCAAAGGCCCAGACCAUGAUCUGCGGCGUCGUCGCGUUCGUGACUGGUUUCUUGUCUUGGAUCACAUGGACUGUGCUCUCUGACAUGACCUUCAAGGAUCUGGCGUCGAAAUCUGCGUACCCGUACCCGUCCGCCUACAUCGGGGUAUAUUUGGCGGGCUUCGCCAUUUUCCUGUUCUCCAUCGCCUUCUUCCAGUGCCUGAACCGCGUGUACUAUUUUGUUGGUGGGAAGCCAGGCGAUGAGGACGAGGACGAGGCGCACGAGGAGUACGCGGGGCUCGAGGACGAUGCUGGGGCCGCCGCGCUCAUGCCGGACGCCGCGCUCAUGCCGGACGCCGCGCUGGGCCAGCCGAACUUCGCGCCCCAGCAGUCGGAGUUCGUGGCAAACUGCCUCCCCACCUCACACGAGCUAUUCGCGGUGUCCCUUCAGGUUGCCUUCGACUGUUUCGACGCCAACCACGACGGCGUCCUCGACCGUGGCGACGUCGAGCGGCUGCUGGCGAGCGGAAAGAUCGAGAACUUGCACAUCCAGUGGGGAACGGUGGAGGCCAUGCUCGAGGAGCUGGAUGCGGAUCGGAGCGGCAGCAUAUCUCGGCGUUUCACGACUACUUCGUUCACGCGGCAGACGCGGUCUUGUCAUCCCAAGUUCUCUGCGGCCCCCGGAUGCUAG